Varanus komodoensis (Komodo dragon) is the source of this 12144-nucleotide messenger RNA. RefSeq names its product SET binding protein 1 (gene SETBP1). Lineage: Eukaryota; Metazoa; Chordata; Lepidosauria; Squamata; Varanidae. The transcript has 5 exons. The record is from RefSeq and is a predicted model, not a curated record. Gene Ontology annotation, molecular function: DNA binding. The coding region runs from base 373 to 5046 and encodes 1557 amino acids.
CAGCCGAAGGAGCAAUACCUUAGGGGGCUCUUGCAAGGGACUGGGACCAAAAUCUAAGCCCCCACCCCUCCUCCUCUUCCCGCGCCCCCUCCCCGGUCCCGCGGCCCCCGUGCACACGCCUCCCCGAGCCCCGGACCUUGACACGCAUCGCGGUCCGGUUUUCAGAGCCGCGGAAAGCAGAGAGGGCGAGAGGCAGCCCGAAGUCUCGCUCGGUUGGCCCCAAGAGAUGGUUGUGGACCUGAAUGCUUCUGAGCUCUUCACAGUGGUUGGACUAUUGGGACUCUAAGAGACUCUACUGAGAGCCAUCGUUCACUGCCUGGGGUGUCCCCCUUUUUCUUCCCAACGUUCCCCCUCCACCCAAGGAAACCUACCAUGGACCGGGGGAUUGCCAUGGAGCCACGGGAGAACCUGGGCACUUCCCGGCAAAGGGGAGGCGAGACGGAUUUCUUGGGAUCCGCCAUUGCUUCUGCAAAGGCCCCACCUGCUCCUGGUGGUGCGGGAGAGCCUCUGCUGUCCUGCUCGGCCUCUGCAAAAGGAAUCCCGGUGAGCGGUGAUCGUAUGGAGGCCGAAGAAGAGGAUGAACUUUGCUCCGGACGAGAUGUGGAUUCCACUUCCAAUGCAGACAGUGAGAAGUGGGUGGCUGGAGAUGGUCUGGAGGAACAGGAGUUUUCCAUCAAGGAAGCUAACUUCACAGAGGGAAGCCUUAAGUUGAAAAUCCAGACGACAAAGAGAGCCAAGAAGCCCCCCAAGAACCUGGAGAACUAUAUAUGCCCACCCGAGAUCAAAAUCACCAUUAAACAGUCCGGGGAGCAAAAACUUUCCAGAGCUGGGAAAAAUAGCAAAGCAGCUAAAGAGGAAGACAGACAACACUCCAAGAAGAAGGUUUACGAAAGGCUGCAGAAGCAUUCUGCUGUGCGUUACGAUCCAGGCCUGCCGCAGGACUUCACCAGUGACCCCUUAAAAUCACGGCACCAGCAAAAAAGCAACAACCAGCAUCAUAUCGAUUGGCCAAUGAGCUCUGAAUCCGGAGCAGCCUCCCAAACCUGCUUCAUGGCCCCCGAGCCAAACCGGGAAGCUGCCAGUGCCAUCAAGAUCCCUACUUUGGAGCCGGGUGUAUCGUUCAGCAAGUCCCAAGCUAAGAAAUCCAAUGCCAGCAACACGUGGGGUCAGUUGCCAAGCAGUAGUAGCAAAGACCACAUCAUCUGCAGUGCAGCCCCGGCCUCAAAUCCACUCAGUGUAACUUCCCAGCCUAACGCUCUACCUGAUUGCAAUGGCUUUUCACCACUCGGGAGUCAAGAGGGAGGGGGGAAAGCGGACAGCCUCGACCAGCCUGCUGGCAGCACAAAGAAGAAAUCCAGCAAAAAAGACUUAAUCAACCAAACCGUCCAAACCGCAGAAAUAGAGUGGGUGAAAAGUGUGCAGAAGCCGUUUGAAGCCAAAACCCAUGACAGCAUGGAAGGGAAAAAGGAAUCCAGUGCAACCAAACCAUCACCCCCCAGGCAAAGCCCAAACACCGCCGGCAGUUCGGAAAACAACGUCAGUCAUGUGCGGAUCACGAUCCCCGUCAAGACACCCACGGCGGAGCUGCCCGGUCACAAGAGAAAGAAACGGCAGUCUGCGAAAAUGCCUAUGGACAGGAAUGUCACAGAGAAACCCCCACUUUCUGGGCAUUCUGUGAGCAGCGAUGUAGGCAGUAGAACCCACUCGCCGUCAGAGGCGUGCAAGAAAGAACUGCAAGUCACAAAGCAAGUCAAACCCACUGAGAGUGAGCCUGCGUUAGCGCCAAUGGAAAGUACCGAAUUGAUCAGUAAGUCUCCCACACCCAAUGCGACCAGACUCCGGAAGUCCACAGCGGUGACAUCUGCCCCAGGGACCACUGAUAUCCCUAUGGCCAGCAAGCCACCGGUUCAGCACCCAAAGUUUUCAGCAAAACGAAGGUGGACUUGCAGCAAACCUAAAAAUAUGCUCCAGGAACCUUCCCUGGGCCCCUCUGAGAAACUGAUGGUAGAACCUCCCUCAGCAUAUCCCAUAACGCCAUCGAGUCCUCUGUAUACCAAUACAGACAGUCUUACUGUGAUUACUCCCAUCAAGAAGAAGAGGGGGCGACCAAAGAAACAACCUUUGCUCACGGUUGAGACCAUCCAUGAAGGAACAUCCACCAGCCCGGUCAGUCCCAUCAGUCGGGAAUUUCCUGGUACCAAAAAAAGGAAGAGGCGACGGAACUUGGUGAAGCUGGCCCAGAUGGCUCCAGGUGAGGAGAGUUCCAUCAGUGAGCUGAAAUUCCACAAAAAGGUUGGCAAGCUUGGUGUGUUGGACAAGAAGACCAUCAAGACCAUCAACAAAAUGAAGACCCUCAAGAGGAAGAACCUUUUGAGCCAGAUCUUAUCCUGCUCCAGUAAUAUUGCUCUGAAAACGAAAGUGCAGCCACCAGCCAGUACGGGGUCUCCAACCAUUGACGCCCGGCUCGGGAAGCAAAUAAAUGUGAGCAAGAGGGGGACUAUCUACAUUGGCAAGAAAAGGGGAAGGAAGCCCAGGUCUGAGUUGCAGCCCCCAAUGGAAGAACCGAAAACAGCCAUCAAGCAUUUGAGGCCUGUAUCCAGCCAGCCAGAAAAGCCAGCAGUGCCUUCCACCCUGCAGUCUCUCGUGGCGACGUCACCAGCAGUUCUUCAUCCGCUCUCGACACAGUUAGUUGGAUCCAGCGGCAACCUAAGCCCUGCCAGCACUGAAACCAACUUUUCCGAGUUAAAGACUAUGCCAAAUCUGCAGCCCAUCAGCGCUCUUCCCACAAAAACCCAGAAAGGAAUACACAGCGGGACUUGGAAGUUGUCCCCACCCAGGCUCAUGGCAAAUUCUCCGUCCCACCUUUGCGAUAUCGGUUCCCUGAAGGAAGUCACGCUGUCUCCAGUGAGUGAAUCUCACAGUGAGGAAACCAUACCGAGUGACAGUGGGAUUGGAACUGACAACAACAGCACUUCUGACCAAGCAGAGAAGACUUCGGAAUCUCGUAGAAGAUACUCGUUCGACUUCUGCAGCCUGGACAAUCCGGAGGCCAUCCAGUCUGACACCAGCACUAAAAACAGGCAUAGUCACCGGCAGAAGCACCUGAUCGUUGAUAACUUCCUCUCCCAUGAGGCCAUGAAAAAACCAAAGCACAAGAGGAAGAGGAAAAACCUGCAGAACAGAGAUGACCUCCAGUUCCUGGCGGAUUUGGAAGAGCUUAUCAGCAAGUUUCAAGUCUUCAGAAUUUCUCACAGGAGCUACACAUUUUACCAUGAAAAUCCAUAUCCCAGCAUUUUUAGGAUUAACUUCGAUCACUAUUACCCUGUGCCAUAUAUCCAGUAUGACCCAUUGCUGUAUCUUCGCAGGACCUCUGACAUGAAGUCUAAGAAGAAGCGUGGUAGACCUGCCAAAACCAAUGACACCAUGACGAAGGUGCCUUUCUUACAAGGGUUUGGUUACCCUAUUCCCAGUGGGAGUUACUAUGCACCCUAUGGAAUGCCUUACACGUCAAUGCCUAUGAUGAAUCUUGGUUACUACAGUCAGUACCCAGCUCCCUUGUACCUGUCCCACACGCUCGGAGCCGCCUCUCCAUUUAUGAGACCUGCUGUUCCCCCUCCCCAGUUCCACGCCAGCCCCCACAUGAAGAUGCCCAAUACAGCCAAGCAUAAAGUGAAGCAUGGCGUCCAUCUGCAAAGCCCGGUGGGGAUGGGCCUUGGAGAGGUGCACCCCUCCCUGGCCUCAGCAAAGGUCGCAGGGACAAACAUGCCAAGUGGCCGACUCCACAAAAGGAAACACAAACACAAGCACAAGCACAAGGACGAGCGGAUACUGGGGGCCCACGAUGACCUGAGCAGUCUCUUUGCGAGCAAGUCAGCUGGCUUCUCUAACCACUCAGUAAGUGAAAGAUUAAAUGUCUCAGACAAAGACCUCUCCUUGCUGAAUGAGAAAAGCAAGCAUAAAGAGAAGCAGAAGCACCAGCAUUGUGAAGUGGGGCACAAAGUUUCCAAGAGCAGCUUUGAAGUGGAUACCUUGUCUACGCUGUCGCUCUCUGAUGCCCAGCAGUGGGUGCCGAGUAAGGAUAAAGGCGACUUGAGUAAUGAUCCUGUUGACUCGUGCUUGAAGAGGUACUCUGGGAACAACGAGAGCAGCACAAGAUCCGAGUCCUUGGACGUGUUUGGCGAGAUUAAUUCCUUGAGUGAAAAGCGGGACAAUGACGGGAGUGGAAGCAAAAGGAGGAGUUUUGAAGGAUUCGGAACGUACAGGGAGAAGGACCUGCAGACCUUCAGAACGAGUAGGAAGGACAGGAAUGCCUUUGAUUCCUCAGCCACUUCAGGAAUUACCAAUUCCCACCUAAAAUCAGACCAGACCUCCCUUCACAAUAAACAUGAGGGAUCAGCGUCAUCCGUGACGACCCGUCAGAAACCAGCCACUCUUGAUGGCAUUGCCAUGUCCUCAGCCCCAGGAUUCUCCCUCUUACCUUCAACAGCAGCCGUGUCGGAAGCAGCCAGCUCACCGCUCAAAAAACGAUUCAAGCGCUGUGAAAUCGAAGCAAUCCAGUGUGAGGUGCGCAAAAUGUGCAACUACACCAAGAUUCUCUCCACAAAGAAGAACUUGGAUCACGUGAACAAAAUCCUGAAAGCCAAGCGGCUGCAGAGACAAUCAAAGACGGGCAAUAACUUUGUCAAGAAGAAGCGAGGGCGUCCCCGGAAGCAGCCCCUCUCUUUUGAUGAAGACUCCAGAGACCAAAUGCCAGUUUUGGAAAAAUGUGUUGACCUGCCUUGCAAACGAGGUCAAAGAUUCACUCUGAAUCCUGUAAUGUUGGAACAAGCAUCAAGUCAAGAUACAAUUGCUGCCACCAUUGAGGCUGUUAUCCAUAUGGCCCGAGAGACCUCCGAGCCACCCGCUCCGCCGCCGCCUCCUUUACGGACAGUGAGGGUCGGGAAAAGGAAAAACAAAUCGCAGCAGCAUCCUGAGGAAGAGGAGGAUGACGUGAAGGUGAAAAGGCACCGGAAGACUCGAGGGAGUGAAAGCGAAUCCCUUCCCUAGGAGCACGCCUGGCCGACGAGAGGGCCCCGCUGGAUGGGUCGCGCUCUGGGGCCGAUGGACCGGAGCGCUCCGUUGGGCAGGUCUGCUCCAUACCUUGUACAGCAUCAGACUUGCUGUGUAGUCAGUAGCACAUCAGCCAUUAAGAAUUCAGACAGGAAUGACCAGUAAUGAUGAUGAUGAUAAUUACAACAGUGACAAAUCAUUGGCAAUAGCCCUUGGGUUAAGUGUGGUGGAGGGGAUGCAGAGGCAGAUCGUAAGGCCGAGUGAAGGCAUCUCUUUUGCAGAGCUUCUCUGAACAAAAGCCAGCAUUUUUCUUGUGUCUCAGAAAGGAAAGGGGUUCACACCAAGUCUCUUGAGCAUCACCCAUGGCAGGAUUAACCGUAUCCCUCCUAGGCAAGUCAGCAGCUUUCUUAACGGGGGCCCCUGCUCCUUUGCAAGAGAUACGUGGCCAGGAGAAAUUCACCAGCAGCUACUUUUCCAGUUGCCGCUGUUGCAGGAAAGGAAAAAUUGCACUUACCAGAUUCCUCCUGGCCAGGCAGACAUUAAGGAACGUGGGCCUCUUCCAAGAACACAGUUGACAAUCCUUGGACUUCCACUUCAAAAAUAACACAAAUUCCCCAACUGUGCUCUUGGUUUUAUUUGUUUUGAAAAUACUAUUUAUCAAGUUCGGAUUUAUUUGGUUUGAAACUUUGGGGCAACAUGGAUCCCAAGUGACCUGAAUCGCUAACUCCAAAUCUGACAGUCCCCCGUCCGCCACCACCCUUGUCAAUAUUUUGUCCGAUGCAAAAAGUAAGUAUAGCAAAAUAGCUUAGUAUUUCACAGGACAACAAAGCCCAGCUUUUCUUUUAAAGGUUUUCCCAUGAAGUAACUGGGUGUUCCCAUUGAUGAUAGAAGCAAGGGUUCCCAAUAGCCUAGUCUAUUUGGGGAACAGAAGAUUAUUUGAAACAUAUCAGCAAAGAUCAGAGGAAAUACAGGGAAGAAGUGAAUCAGACAGGAUGCAAGCCUACAAAAUAUUUGCUGUCCAAGGCAAGUCAGUGGAAAACUUAGGGACAGUUUUUUGUGUGUGUCCAAGCAGUGGAGCAAUGCCAUGACUUGGUUUUUUAUAUGGAAAACAGUAGCAGUUGGUUGAAAUAGAAACCAUGCUGAAAGUAAAAGGAGCAGAAGAAAUAUGUCAUUUCAUGAAAGGCAUUUCCUAAAUUAACAUGAAAGAGGAAUAAGUGUUCUUAUCUAAAAUUAUAAUAAUCUAGAUGUUCAAAGGGUAUUAAUAAUGUUGUAUUAAUACCGCAUUGGACAUGGCUUUUUUUCCAAGAUGUGGUUGCCUUAAUAAACUGAAAAAUAAUUUUGGUUUUUUUUCUUUUGUACAUAAUGUAAUUAUUAAAAAGGAGGGAAAAAUCAGUCUGCAUGGAGGAUGUGCGUGACAAAUCAUCUCUUUAAAUUGUCAGUUCAGAUUCAAGUGUACUUUUAUCCACCAAGAUUUUUUAAAGUUCUGAGGCAACUUAGCGUAGUCAAAUCUAGAAAUUAUCAUCAUAAUUUUGCUUUCAAAGUGAAAAAGCAAAACUAUUCCGAUAAAAUGCAAACAUUUUUCGAGAAAGUAUUAUAUCGUUGCAGCAAUGAUACUUUCUUUAAAAAAUAAGUUGCUGAAAUUUAAAACAGUCCUUUCCUUUCCCUUAUCAAUCUUAUUGUGGUAGAAAGAUCUUAACCUGGCAUAGCUGUGACCAUUUUGUGGUCAUGCGGAGAAACAGUGGUUCAGUGAUAAUCAAGAUAAUUGUAGUCUGAAUUCAGAAAAAAAUACAUAUGUUAGCAAUAUUUGAAAUAAGAUGCAGAAGCUUUUUUAAAGCUUUUCCUUGCCUCUGCUAUUUGCAGCUUUCCUGUGACUUUUUUGCAACUUAGGUUUAAGCCUGUUUUUGUGUUACAUGUAGUCAGUCUCAUCGCCAGUAUGGGAAGAUGAAACUCUUCACACAUGUGUGACGCAACGUUCCACAAACAGUUGACUGGCUUGCGUGUCACGCUAAGCCUCUCUCCAGUGGAUGGACAACCCAACUCAGCUUCUUCAGAGUCAGCAGGUUUUAUUCUCCUUCCCAGCAGCCCUUCCCAGCACAGCCUGUCUUGUCUCCCCCUUAGUGGUCCAGUUGCUACCGCUUUUCAUUCCCUCCUAUUUUGGGGGAGUUUAUUUUGAGCUUUAAAAAAUGCUUAUUUGAAGACCCUUUUUUGCACCUGAUUUUUAAAAAUUUGUCGUCAAUUUUCUCAGUGCACAUGUAAGGGCUAAUCCGCUCUGUGUAGUCUUGCCCAGUCAAUUUCAUUGUCAGUUUCUGCUGUCAAAAAGAAGACGACUCUCUAUUUACUUUCCAGCUAUUUUGAGCACUGCUGACCCAUCUGAGUGCCCAGCCGUCAGUCAAACAUAGCUACAAAAGGGGCGGAGGGAGUAGAAUGAAAAGUGCACCCAAAAAGUGCAGGAUUACAACCUUCUCAACGUUUAAGGCUGGAGUGACCGCUCCCAAAAGGGGCGACACUACACCCUCACCCCGUGGUUCCGUGGUGCAUCCAGCCAAACUCUGAACAAUGCACACAUUGAAAGGCUGGGAAGGAAAUUGGAGGGGGAAUUUAAGCAGCUGCAGUAACAGUCAAGUUUCUUAGAUGCGCAAAUGCCCCCUCUGUUUUCUCUUACUAUUACAUUUUUGCAUUAAUAUCACCUUCAAUUUUGGCCUCAAAAAUCAAGUUAUCAAGGCUGAGAAAUGAGUGUUAGUUUUUCCUGCCAUUUUGUCAUUGAUAGAAGGGCCAUGACGGGCAAGAUCACGAAAGUGGGCGGUAGAGGCAGUUGCGGCCCUUGUCACGUGGCUCUGUAGCCAUUCCCCACAACCCACAAUAAAAUGGCCCUGCUGGGUUUGGACAGCACAAGAAGCCAUCAUAGGCAAGAACAACCCAUAAACAAGCCAUGUUCUUGAAAAUAUAUGUCAAGUGCUCCUCGGAAAUUCUGCUGUGUUCAGAUGACGCAGCUACUCGCUGCAGCUGCUUAUACCAGGGUUGGUGUGUUAUGUGGCCUAGAAUAUAGCAGAGCUUCCAGGUGUGGCCUUCCUCUGUGCUCAUUUUGAAUGCCGUAAGUAUACCAGAAACAGGAUUCCAUGACAUGCAUCUGCAUAGGAUCGCAGAGUUUGAAGGAUCCAUGUAAGCUAUUGAGUGCAGCCCCAGUUUAAGUCUCAGAAUCUUGUUUAAAACAUCCCUGGCAGAUGGGUCUUCAGUCAGUGCUUUAGAUCCCACCAUCCUCCCGAAGUAGCUGGUUCCAUUGUCUGACUGCUGUGAACACCAGGGAAUUUUUCUGGAUGUUCAGCCAAAAUAUACCUUGUGUCCUACAGCCUUGCCUAGUAGAGAACAGUUCCCAGCUCUUUUCUGAAAAGCGCUAACAUAUCCCCCACCCAGUCUUGUCUUCUCUUCUCAAGUCUGUUCCAUCAAAUGAAUGUGGGGUGCUUAGAACCCUCAUUUGUCGAGUUGCACUGGCAGACUCCAAUCCACUGACAGGUUUCUGAGACCCACCCCAAACUUUAUGGUAUUAUUAUUAAUUACAUUUCUUUACCACCUGUGGCCAAUGCUCUCUGGAUAGUUCACCACUUUAAGUCACCCCUCCAGAUUUCAACCAGGCCUGACCCUGCUUAGCUUCCAAGAUUAGGCAGGGUGAUGAGCAGAAUGAGGAACUUGAGGCUAUACAGAAGCUAUGGUAUGGGAGCCCCUUUAGUGUGAUCUAGCAUCACAUGAAAACAGAAACCACAUGAGUCAAGCCCAUACUUUCUGCUGCUCUGCACUCUAGGUCUCAUGUCCACCCAAGAUUGCAAAGCCCCUUUUUCUAUCCAGCUCUCACAGGCUUUAUCACAAAGUCUUGCAUUCAGUUCUAACAAGGAUGAGACCAUACCUGUGUUUCUGGGUUUCUAAUUUCAGAGAACGCCAUGUAUAGCACAGUUGGUUGAUGGUGUGGUCCAGACCAGAAUAGACAGUUAAGGAGUCCUCCUCUCAAGGUGUGUGUCCUGCUGUGAUAAACCCAGUAGAUUUAUCAAACCCUUGCUAGGUGGAGCCACCAUUUGACUUGACAGCUACACCUGUCUGUUUUAUAGGCAGAGACUGGUCUCAAUCCAUUGGAUAUCUUCUGAGUGAUUCCUUGAUCCUAACACUGAAAGGCACCGAUAUCUCUGAAUGCAAAUAGUAAUUCUCAAAAUAGGAACCUCUUGGCACCCCUGAAAGAUUUAAUACAGAGAAGAAUUUGAGAUACAGGUGAAUAUUGUCUUCUGAUUCUCACCACCAACACCAAAACUUUUUAAGUCAGAUUUGGUCCUUUCAGCAUCACUGUAGUGGACAACUUAACUCCCAUCACUUUGGCACAUGUUGGCAACACUCGUGCCCAUGAGCAGCUGUCACAGGGCCAGCGCACGGUUUGGAUGGUUUUGGUGCUUGUCAGCAAAGGCUUGCUAUGAUGUUGCAGAGGAUGGACAUUUUAUCACUGUCAGCCACUGGAUAUAUCUUUUCUCAAAAUAUAUCCGUAAAAUAUUUUGCAUUCACACUCAGAACUGCAAGCAGGUGUUUUACAGAGAUGCAAAGCCGGAUGCCACUUCAUGCUGGGUGAAAAGGAGGCAGCCGUGGCCACUGCAGGGCAGGCAAAGCUGUUCCGCCAUGUUUUCCACGCGCCAUUCUUCCACCAGGAAGCGAUCCAAGACCUUCCUUCCCUAAAAUGGGAGUUAGCACCUCAAAGAAUACGGAAGCUGAAAUUCUGGGUAGCCCUACCUGGGGGUAAGUCCCACUGAACCCAGUGGGGCUGACUUCUGAGUCCCUUGCAUGCGAUGGGACUGAAAGGGUCUGAUGAAACCUUCGAGCUGAUUUGCACUGGCAAAUCAUGUUAGCAACAUCCUUAGGUUAUUUCGGUCUACACUUGCCAUGUAAGACCUGAGCUGCAAAAGCUUCACCAUAUUCAAUGUCUUAUUUAUGUUUUAAAGCAAGAGAGGAAGCCAUGACCGGUUUCCAUCAGAUAUGCAGCUGGGCUUUGAGCCGUAGCUCCCAAAUUCCACAGCAACCCCACCCCCCACCCCAGAAGGCAUUCCGGGGCAACCUUUUCCCCCAAAACCUGCCAGCAGACAUCCAAGGAGAGCAAGGGGGUGCUGACGUCUACGUUUGGCUAAUGACCAGCGAAUUCAGAUUUUGGCUCAGAUGGCAAACUUAGGAAGGACAGUCCGUACAAGAGCAAGGCAAGGCGGCUCAGUGGCAGCUUGACUGCACUUUGUGUACUUUGUCAGUGCCACAUAAAAGUCACAGGCAGAAGACACAUAAGAAAGAAUGUGCUGCGUGCAGAUUAAGGAUUUUUAAUAUUGAGAUUCAAGGCUGCACGGUGCUACACCAUCUUUGAAUAAGACGGAUUUUUUUAAAAAAUCAAUUCCAUCUCCUUGAUGAUCCAAUUCAGGCAAUGUUUAAAUUCCCCAAAUUCAUUCCUCACUACCAAGCAUGUUUAAAACAUACCUAAGAUGAUGUGCAGGUAUCUGGCCCUGUGCCAUUUCUGCAUCUAGAGUAAAGUCCUUUUAAAGGCACACAGAUGAAAAUGUUAAUGGGAAUAAACACUUCAGAUGUCCAUGGUGAUGUUCAGUGUGCAGAAAGCCCUCACUGGAUCAGGGCAAUCAUGCUCCUAGAAUGCAUUAAUGUACCAGUGUUAAUGCUUAACAAAUUAUACAGUCAUUUCAAAAUGCUUCUGGUAUUUCUUUUGGGAUAGAAGAGGAAAGAGUCGGUCCUUACAGAAAUCAGUCUCAGUGAAAAGGCUAGUUGGCUGUGCAAACCAAAAUGUUGAACCAUUCAAGCGUCGGCAUCAGUGAUAGGACACAAGAUGCAAUGUUGGUCCAAGAGCAGUCCCACUCCUGUAUGCGAUUUCUGUUGUUGGCCAUGUCACCCUAAAGUCCACCCACUACCUGCUUUUUGUUUCCCGAAUAAAUUUCAACAGAGCCAAUAUACCGUAUAUUUUUCAGAGCUCUGUAUUGUGGUAAGGACAUGCUUCCUUCCGUUCCCAGUGCAACCUUUUCCCAGAAUGAGGCCUCGUUCUAACAGAGAGAGAGUAAUAUUCAGCUUAGACGUGUCACCCGUCCACAGCAUGGACAUGCAACCAGGACUGAUUGACAUCCCAGUCCUAAAAAUCAUAUAUAUUUGCCCAUCCUCUGAGCACUGUCCUAAGCUUUGCUUGACGCGGGUGUCACCUCUGCGUUUCCUUCAUUCAAGCGGUUCAGUCGCUAGCACAGCAAGUCUUAGGAUUGGGUUUGUUCAUCAGAAAUACAUUUCUCCUGAGGAAACAGAUUCGAGGUUUCCAUGAAAUGCCUGUCUAUUUAAUAACGAAGAAGAUGCCACUUAGAAGCCUCCCUCCUGCCCCUUUCAGAUGGAGAGAAAGAGAGAGAGAGAGAGGAAGAAAGGAAAGGUGAUGCUGAUUUUGUCAACUUGGGAAAGAAAUGGUACCAGCCCAUGUUGAUCGGUUUAUUUUUUUUUAAAUUGCUGUUUCUUAAAUAAUAAUACUAAAUGCACACAAAGUGUUAAAUAUGUAUAUAAUGUAUUUCAAAAAUUUAAAAAAAAUCCUACAAAAAUGAACGGGGCACAAGAUUGUUCUCUAAUUCGUGCUGGCUACUUUUUAGUUUCUAUUCAUAAGUGGUUUUUAAAAGCCUUUUUUAAUGUGUAAUUUGCAUGUUCUACUUUGAUUGUAUGUAAACAUAUUUUAGAGCAAAAAUGUAUUUGUAUUUUAUUGAAUAUAGAGGCAAGACAAAAAAAACUUGUACAUUUGUUUGAAAUGUUCUUUUUGUAACAGUUUUUAUUCAUGAAGCAUUUUUGUACAUUAAAAAAAUGGAUACGGACUUGCUGUUAUUCGAGGGUUAGGUACAUCUGGCAUGCUAAAAUGUCAUGCUUUUUCAUGAUUUUAGAUGUUGGUUUUUAAACAUUUUUUUCUAAAAGGAAGCUCCAGUCUUUUCGCUACCAAAUCAGGUUAGCACAGUAUAGAGCACUUAACUAUUAAAAAAACCAGAAAAAAGAAAAAAAAAGUUAAUCCUAUUCAUAUGUUAUUCAUUGUGUGAAAUUAAAGGAAUUCAAAUCAGUCUACCA